AUGAGUGCCGCUUGUCCUCUUUAUGCACCAUUUUUUGGUUUCGCUGGAGUCGCUUCGGCGAUGGUUCUUAGCUCUAUUGGGGCGGCAUAUGGAACUGCCAAAGCUGGAAUUGGAAUUGCGGGUAUGGGAACUUUUAAACCUGAACUCAUUAUGAAGGCAGGUGCAAUAUCCCAAAAAAUUUCAUUAAUCCCAGUUGUAAUGGCGGGUAUUAUAGCAGUCUACGGCCUGGUAAUUUCCGUUCUCAUAGCCGCAGCACUUGCACCGAAUAGUUCUUAUUCUUUAUUUGCAGGAUUUAUCCAUUUGGGAGCUGGACUUGCUGUUGGAUUGUCUGGUAUGGCAGCAGGAUACACUAUUGGAAUUGUUGGUGAUGCUUGUGUGAGAGGAUAUGCACAGCAAUCACGUCUUUUUGUCACUAUGGUUUUGAUCUUAAUUUUCGCAGAAGUGCUGGGUCUGUAUGGACUAAUUGUUGCCUUGAUUUUAAAUACAAAAGCAGAUAGUUCUUGUUGA
This is a messenger RNA of Ambispora gerdemannii, 507 nucleotides long. NCBI's taxonomy places the organism in Eukaryota, Fungi, Glomeromycota, Glomeromycetes, Archaeosporales, Ambisporaceae. The record is from the annotation of a GenBank genome assembly.